This is a messenger RNA of Cherax quadricarinatus, 570 nucleotides long. The record is from RefSeq and is a predicted model, not a curated record. Lineage: Eukaryota; Metazoa; Arthropoda; Malacostraca; Decapoda; Parastacidae.
AUGGACCUUUUUGUACUUGCUUUGCACUUUGGUGACAUCCUGACCAUCAUUGUUCAUAUAUCGAGCACAGGUGAGGGUGAAGGACCCCGUCCUGGUCUCCUGGACACUGCUGGAGCAACGUACGAGGAAUAUCUGGAAGCACUAGGACGUGACAGUUUAUUGGACGACACCAGUCACGACUGGCAUACUUUCCUCUCUCGGCCUAAACUCGUGGCCUGGAUGGUAUCUCACUGUAGCACCUUUUCGGGUCGGGAGUUCUACGUGAAGGAGCACAAGAAAUAUAUAUCAGUGGACGUGUACGGCCUCUGUGGUGACUUUCGCUGUGGUAAAAGCCAUAAGGACCAGGAGUGUUAUGCUAACGUCCUGAGACCCAAGUAUAAAUUCUACCUCGCCUUUGAAAACAACAUGUGUGAUGACUACAUCACGGAGAAGGUGUGGCUGCCGCUGUACUACGGCUUGGUGCCAGUCGUGUACGGAGGAGCCAAUUACUCUCACUUCCUGCCACCGAAUUCCUACAUUGACGCCACCCAGCUCACUGCAGUUCAGCUGGCUACCCUGCUCACCAGGUAA